Messenger RNA from Moneuplotes crassus, 1047 nucleotides. The record is from the annotation of a GenBank genome assembly. Lineage: Eukaryota; Ciliophora; Spirotrichea; Euplotida; Euplotidae.
AUGUGGAUUUUAUGGCUCUAUUGAAUUGGAAUGGGGGUCUUUACAACUCUCUUCGGCUUUGUUCCUCUCUAUUGAGCAAAUUCAAAAAAGAACAUCAAUAUUCUAUCCUUGUUCGGUGCAGGUAUGCUGGUAGGAGCCGCGUUCAUCAUUAUGAUACCAGAAGCUACAGUCACUAUAUUUGAAUCCUAUUCUUCUGAAGUGUAUCGAAAUGGAGAGAAAUUCCAAGGGAUAAACAGCGAAGCCCUAGAAACUCUCGGGCUGGUCAUUGGAGUUUCAGUCACCUCAGGAUUCCUCCUAAUGCUCUUUAUUGACAAAUUAUUUAUUGGUGAGCAUCAUGAUGAUGAAGGAGACCAACUUGGCAAUGAAGACAUUAUGCUUGAAGAGAUUGAUAGAAGAAAUCAAUCUCAAGAAAUCCACGAAGACCAGGAAGAGAGUGUCAGUUUAAAGCACGGGAGCUCUCUUAGUGAAACUUCUGGCUAUAAAUAUGAUACUUUUAGCAAGGAUUCCUUGAAAAAUGCAGAAGAGAUGAAGAAAUCUGUAUUUGUGACAUUCCUAGGUAUCGUUAUCCAUUCUAUAACUGAUGGAAUAUCCUUUGGAGCAGUCAACUUCGCUGGAAAUUCAAGGGAUGGAAGAGUUUUUCAGAUGAUUAUUUUUAUCGCAAUGGAGUGACAUAAAAUUCCUGCAGCAAUAGGGCUUGCCUCUUUUAUGAUAAGCCAAAAGAUCAAACAUAGAGAAUUAAUCAAGUAUCUGAUAACAUUCGCUUUUUCUGCACCGAUUGCAGCAUUAAUAACCUGUUAUACUCUUUGAGAAAUUAAAAGCAGGUUUUCUAACACAAAUGGAAUUAUGAAAAUGGUUGGCAUUUGCUUAUUCGUUUCAGCUGGUUCUUUUAUUUAUGUUGCCUUGAUGCAUAUUGUUCCUGAAGUAUUCUCAAGAGUAAAUAAGCACAGUAAGAAUAAGAAUAAUCGCCACAAAAUUAGAAAUAUCAACCAAAUCAUACUUAUGGCCAUCGGAUGAUGUACUCCUUUUGUUGUUCAUUUACUUGAAUAA